AUGGAGCAUCACAAAUUGGGUGUCGUGCCUAGCGGCGUCGAACUGGGUGCUGCCAUUACACUAUCUGCUGUCGUGGUAAAAGAAGCUCGGUACAAAAGACUCUGCAAAUCAAAGAAGAUUUUGACAGUGAAUGGAAAAUUUCCUGGCCCAACUCUGCAUGUUCACAAAGGAGAUACUAUUCUUGUCGACGUUUAUAACAGAGGAAUAUAUAAUAUCACCAUUCACUGGCAUGGAGUGAAGCAGCCAAGGAAUCCGUGGUCAGAUGGUCCUGAAUACAUCACUCAGUGCCCAAUCAAACCUGGCCACAGGUUUACUGAAAAGGUCAUAUUUUCCGAAGAGGAAGGGACUCUAUGGUGGCAUGCACACAGCGACUGGUCACGGGCCACCGUGCACGGUGCUAUAGUCAUCCAUCCCAAGCAUGGCACUAGCUACCCUUUUCCAAAGCCCCUUGGAGAAGUGCAGCUCAUAUUUGGGGAGUGGUGGAAGGCAGAUGUAAUGCAGGUCUAUAGGCAAUUUAUGGCAUCAGGAGGUGCCCCAAAUAUAUCUGACGCUUACACUAUAAAUGGGCAGCCGGGUGUGCUAUACCCAUGCUCAAAGCGUGACACCUACAAGCUGAAGGUUGAAUAUGGCAAGACUUACCUGCUACGCCUAGUGAGCGCUGCAAUGAACGAGAUCCUCUUCUUUGCCAUCGCAAACCACAAUCUCACAGUUGUUGGAGCCGAUGCAAGCUACACGAAGCGAUCCACAAAUGACUAUGCGCCAUAG
Ilex paraguariensis (yerba mate) is the source of this 765-nucleotide messenger RNA. The record is from the annotation of a GenBank genome assembly. NCBI's taxonomy places the organism in Eukaryota, Viridiplantae, Streptophyta, Magnoliopsida, Aquifoliales, Aquifoliaceae.